This is a messenger RNA of Harpegnathos saltator (Jerdon's jumping ant), 1219 nucleotides long. RefSeq lists its product as uncharacterized. The record is from RefSeq and is a predicted model, not a curated record. Bases 221 to 1117 code for a protein of 298 amino acids. The transcript has 4 exons. Lineage: Eukaryota; Metazoa; Arthropoda; Insecta; Hymenoptera; Formicidae.
CAGUGCUUUUUGUGAACUUUUAGAACUGCAUUCGAUAGUGCUCGUCGAGACGAAGAAAAUGAGUGCGUUCACGACACUCAAUAGUUGCGGAACUGUUGAGUGAUUUUUUCGUGAACGCUACUGAGCGGAGCGCUCACUUACAACAUGUUGAGUGAGUGGUCAUCAUUUUUUGGAUCAUAAAAAUUCUUCGCUACUUAUGUCCAUCAGUUUCUGAUCCAAUAUGGCAUUGCCCGUGAUUCAUAUAUGUAAAAAAAGCGUAAAUAAUUAUUUAGAGACAUAUAAUAAAAGUUAUGUAAGAGACGGUGUAGAAUAUGUUAUAGCCGAGACAUUUGAUGUGCAUCAACUAUUAUCUACUGACUCACAAUAUUUCCAACAAUAUUUGGAUACAAAUCUCCAUUCGCUCGAGAUUUCGGACGUAUCAGCUUUUAUAGAUGCAGUGAAUAAUACACGUAUGUUAGGACCGGUAGCAGAUGAAUUUUCGUGGACUGGACAAAAAACGAAAUUAUUACUUUCAUUAUAUCAAGAGCGUAAGAGAGCUUUUCGUGAUCCAAAGAUUAAAAAAAAGAAGUUAUGGUCAAACAUACGUGAGAAAUUUGAGCAAAAAGGAUACAAAAAUGUAUCUGAAGACUGUCUUGACAGAAAAAUGCGGAAUAUGAAGAAGAUAUACCGGAUAAUAAAAGAUAAUAAAAAAAGUAUAACGGACAGAGAACAUAUAAGCUGGGAAUAUUUUGAUUCAUUUGAAGAGAUAUUUCAAGAUGAUUGUACUAUUAAUAUCGGAUCUACGCUCUCUUCGUUGAAUGAAAUACAAAAGGAUAUAUUUGAAGAGAAACGUCAUGCUACAGAAAAUUUUGAUUCCUUAUCCUCUAACACACAACCAGUGGGAAGCCAAGAUGGUUCAUCUAGUGAAACAAGCAACAUUUUACAUACACCAAGUAAAAAUAAAUCAAUUAAACAUAAAGGAUUAUAUUCGCUAAGGAAAAAACAGAUACAAUUAGAAAAAAAACGUAUAAAUGUAUUACAAGAAUUAGUAAAAAGUAUAAAUACUGCAAAUGCUAUUCAGCAAAAUAGGAACGAGUUAUUGGAAGCGCUAUUAAAGAAGAGAAAUAAUCAAAGGUAAGAAAAUGGGCUGGGAUCAAAUACUUAAAUAUCUUUUUGUAAUAUAUUAUAUAUUUUACUGUUAAUUUAUGUAACAAAUACAUUUCAAAAGGUACAUCACAAA